Molecule: messenger RNA, 2218 nt
Organism: Juglans regia (Persian walnut)
Lineage: Eukaryota; Viridiplantae; Streptophyta; Magnoliopsida; Fagales; Juglandaceae
Product: mannan endo-1,4-beta-mannosidase 2-like
Exons: 5
Coding region: 548-1843 (431 amino acids)
Molecular function (GO): hydrolase activity, hydrolyzing O-glycosyl compounds
Source: RefSeq, a predicted model, not a curated record
UAGCUGAUAUCAACAUAUCACCGCAUACCCACCACGAUACUCACUUUCCUUCCUUUCUUCUCUCCUGAUUUUUGACUGAUUUCGUAUGACUAAUGUUGGUUGUGCUUUCUUAAAUUCUUUGCUUUCUCUCUCACACGGGGUUAACCUCCCUCGUUUCUUGCUCACACCUUCCCUUGCUCAUUUUCCUUUAUAAAAUCCCAAACUCAUUCACACCAACAUACAACUUACAAGUCCCCUCUCUCUCUCUCUCUCUCCCUCCCUCCCUCCUCUCAUGGUUACGGAAUUUUGUUUGAUUUUGACAUUGGUCUGUGAAAAUUAUGAGUUUCAUCGAGGAUUCUUGAAUUUUUUGCGUCUUCCAAGGCAUUUUUUGGGUUAUUCUCAAUAAAGGGGAAUCUGGGUGUUUUGGAGAUAUACGCAUUUAUGUGAAAAUCUGUGUCUGAGGUAGUGCUCAUCUGGGUGUCGGUGAUUCCGGGAAUUUCUUAAAACUGUUUGCGCAUAACUGUUUUUUUUUUUUCAUUCUCCAGCUCCCAUACUAGGAGUUGAAACAAUGGUGGCAGGAAACGAACUUUAUUACCCAAUUCUUGGUUUUGCAUCAUUUGUGGCCUUCAUGUAUAUGUCUUUUGGGGACUUUUUGCUCAAUUAUCAUCAAGAACCAAAGUUUGAUUUUGUUGAGAGGAAUGGGACUCAAUUCAUGUUGGAUGGAAGGGCCUUUUAUAUUAACGGGUGGAACUCUUACUGGUUAAUGGACCAUGCCGUGGAAGAUUAUAGUAGACCAAGAAUCCGGGCGAUAUUGCAAGCCGGUGCAAAAAUGGGUCUCACCGUGUGCAGAACUUGGGCAUUCAACGAUGGUGAUUACAAUGCCCUCCAGAUUUCCCCUGGUCGGUUCAAUGAGCGAGUUUUCCAGGCACUAGAUCAUGUCAUUGCAGAAGCCAGGCAACAUGGAAUAAGGUUGCUUCUUAGCUUAGUGAAUAACUUGCAAGCAUAUGGAGGGAAAACACAGUAUGUCAAGUGGGCAUGGGAAGAAGGCAUAGGUUUAAGCGCCUCAAAUGAUUCCUUCUUUUUUGAUCCAUCCAUUCGCAACUACUUCAAAAAUUACAUCAAGACUAUCCUGACAAGGAGAAACUCCAUUACUGGGAUCGAGUAUAGAAAUGAUCCCACCAUCUUUGCCUGGGAAUUGAUAAAUGAACCCCGUUGCAUGACUGAUACUUCAGGGGAUACUCUCCAAGAUUGGAUAGAAGAAAUGUCAAGUUUUGUGAAAUCAAUUGACAAGAACCAUUUACUGACUGUUGGCUUGGAAGGAUUUUAUGGUCCUAAAACCCCCAAAAGCUUGACCAUGAACCCAGAAGAGUGGGCGUCUAGGCUUGGGUCUGAUUUUAUUCGCAACUCGAAGAUCUCUUACGUUGAUUUUGCCUCCGUUCACAUCUACCCAGACCAUUGGUUUCACGAGCAAGAAUUUGAAGACAAACUCAAAUAUGUGUCCAAGUGGAUGCUUUCACACAUUGAGGAUGGAGACAGAGAACUGAAGAAACCUGUCAUGUUCACUGAAUUUGGGUUAUCAAACCUGAACAAGGACUUCCAAUUAUCUCAGCGAGAUAGGUUUUACAAAACUGUUCUGGAUAUCAUCUAUAAAUGUGCGAAGAGAAAUCGAUCGGGGGCGGGUGCUUUGGCCUGGCAGUUCUUUGUUGGUGGAAUGGAAGAGUAUUAUGAUGAUUUUGCUAUUGUUCCAUGGGCAAGGCCGUCAACAUAUAGGGUGAUAACAGAACAAUCAUGCAGGUUGGCAAGAAUCCAGGGACCAAGUCAAUUGAAGGGAAAUUUAAGAGAAUUGUGUUUAGAGAAAGAAUAGAAUUACGAUUUGCUCAUAAGAAAAUUCGAUUUGUUUGUGGGGGAAUGUGGGUUCUUAUUAUUGCUUGGUUGAUGCCAUAAAAGGAGAGCAGGUAACUGUUUUAUACCCGUUUCUUAUCAUGUCCAUACACAUUUUAUACUUGGUACUAAAAUGAAUUAGAUGAGGAUAGUGUUCUUGGAGCAGAGUUUACCGAAAGUAUUGUAAUAUUUAGUUAAUUUUGAAAGUCGUACUCCAAGAAGAAAGACAUGAAGAGCAGAAACUCUCAGCUUUUCCAAAGCUUUCCACGCUCAUGCAGAGGAUACGCCUCCCACUCCAUUAAUAUUUAGGUCCUGUUUGGUUGUAAGAUUCAGUUGAGAUAAAUUCAGUUCAAUCUAA